Messenger RNA from Folsomia candida, 1084 nucleotides. RefSeq names its product translocon-associated protein subunit gamma. Gene Ontology annotation, biological process: SRP-dependent cotranslational protein targeting to membrane. Lineage: Eukaryota; Metazoa; Arthropoda; Collembola; Entomobryomorpha; Isotomidae. The record is from RefSeq and is a predicted model, not a curated record. The transcript is spliced from 5 exons. Bases 181 to 729 code for a protein of 182 amino acids. Gene Ontology annotation, cellular component: membrane; endoplasmic reticulum.
AUCGCCAACACUUUGCCACAUCAUCACCACUGGGAACUUCAACACACCGCAACUCUUUCUCACUGCACGUUUACAUUGGCCAUUUAGUUGUCUUUCUCCUCUCUCUUCUUCAGUCCGGCUUCAAUAAAUAUCAGCAUCGGUUAACUGUUCUUUUGAGAAAAGUUUUGAAAAUCUUUGGAAAUGGCGACCAAGACAAAGCAAUUCACUCGAGAGGAGGAACUUCUCCUUCAAGACUUCUCCCGCAAUGUUUCCACAAAAUCCAACGCCUUGUUUUAUGGAAAUGCCUUCAUCGUGUCUGCAAUUCCCAUAUGGUUGUUCUGGAGGAUUCACCUGAUGGACAUCAUCUCCUCAUCUCCAAUCUUCCUCCUCGUCACUCUAGGAUCCACAUGGCUAAUGGCCUUUGCCUAUAGGAACACCAAAUUCUCCCUCAAGCAUAAGGUCGCCGUGAAGAGGGAAGAAGCCGUGACUUUGGAAAUGAACAAAAAGUUGGCUGAUGACAAGAAAAUGUCUAAAAAGGAAAAGGACGAGCGCAUCUUGUGGAAAAAGAAUGAGGUUGCUGAUUUCGAGGCAACCACUUUCUCCAUCUUUUACAACAAUGCUCUCUUCUUGGCGAUCAUUAUCCUGGCCAGCUUUUACGUUCUCCGGUCCUUCUCCCCAACUGUGAACUACAUUUUGUCUGUCAGUUCUGCUGGGGGCUUAUUGGCGUUGUUGUCCACUGGAACACAAUAACUGAAUCAUAUAUGUAGGUGCUCAUCAAAAGGCCACGAAAUUCUUCAAUAGGAUCAAAUUAUAUGCAUACUUUUGUUACACUUACCACAACAAAAGAAAUUAUUAUGUCUAAUUAAUUGGAUUUAGAUGGUCAGCUAAAUGACCACAAAUUGAAUUUGGGUUUAAAUUACAAUUCAUUAAAAUAUUUCGUGGUUUAUUGUCUUGUUUCUCGCGUGUGUUAAAAAUGAUAUUUAUAUACUUAUCAAUGUGCUAUGUACUACUAUUUAACAUUAGUAUCUUGUUGCAUGUAUGAUUCAUAAAAGUUUUAUUGAGAUAUAUUGUCUUAAAUAAAUAAUAAAAAUAGUUCCACACUAGA